ACAGCGGUCUUUUUAUGUUGGAUAAUUUCCACCUUAGUCAUUUGUUUGGUGUUGUAUUUGUGCUUCUUCACUGUCUUCAUUUUCAUUUGCAGCAUUCAAAUCUAGCUUCAGUUUGUGCCACCCUCCACUGAUCAAUACUCAAUAUUCUCAGGUAGCUAGAGACCAUGAUCAUGAGAUAAAUCUGCCAACAGAAGAGGAAAAACCCUUUGUAUCCUUUUGCACAUUCAAAUCACUCUAUCAGUAGUAUCUGUGUAAUUGUUCUCUCUUGGCCAGUUGUCUCUCGUAUUGAUUUUAGCUCGUGUUUGUGUCAUGGACAUUGAACAAAUGGAAAUCUAGGGCUUUUUUUUUUAAUUUCCCUUGAUUUUUUGACCAAAACAUUUCAAGCAAUCGGAGGUAGCCAAUCAAAGUUCAUGGCAGACUUGUCAACUUUCUCAAAUGGGUAUUCCUUAGAUUGCAUUGGAGUUGAAGCUGAUGGCGCAUCUUGCCUUGUGGAAGAUCAUACUGAUAACGCUGAUGAUGACAUAGUUAAACAAAAAUGCUUGUUUAAUCAACUUUUUUCGGUUUACUUAAAGGAGGAUUGUUCCAGAGGCAUUGUUAGGCCUGUGCCAGUUUUUCUCGGGGAUGGUAAAUUGCUAGAUUUGUAUGAACUGUUCUCCCUUGUGAAGGAAAGAGGUGGCUAUGCUGUGGUGUCUGUAAAAGGGUUGUGGGGUGAUGUGACAAAGGAAUUGGGUUUGAACCUUAAAAUUUUGGCUUCUGUAAAAUUAGUUUAUAAUAAGUAUCUGAAUGAUUUUGAAGGAUGGCUCAGGAAGACUUUUGAGGAGAACAGUUUCAAAAAUGAGAACCACUUGUCUGAUUGGGGUUUUAAGUCGUCGCUGUUAGAGCUUGAGAAAGAGUUUAGAUGCCUCUUAUGUCCAAAGCAAAAGGAGAAAGAUGAUGAACUUUUCCUGUUAGAAUCAAAUAAAAUUAGAAAUUACAUUGAUCUGGUUAACCAUAAGAGUGAUACUAAUUUGUUGGAUGCCAAAUAUCAAAUUAUCAAAUGUGAGGGUGUCCCACUUGUCAAUGGUGAUGAUGAUGAAAAUUUCUGUAAUUGUGUGAAGGAUGAUCUUGCUACCACUCUUGCAGAAGUUGCUGAGAAGGAAUUUAACAGUCGUAAACGCAAACGGGAAGCAUUAUCUGGAAUGCUAAACUGGAUGAAGCAGAUUGCAAAGAAUCCUCUUGAUCCUGUAACUGAACUGAUACCAAAACCAUCAAAAUGGAAGGAGUAUAAAGGCCAGAACUUUUUUGUCCAGUUAAUGAGGGCAAGAGAGGUUCUGUCGCUGAGGCAGCCUGUAGAACCAAACAGUGGACCAUCUUCUUUGCAGAAGCUGAAGAUGCAUCCUUCCAUAUAUGAGGAUCAUGUUGGCCAUCAUGUUACGGCGAAAUUGAGAUGUAGCAGAAGGCUGCCUACCUGUGUUAAAUCUCGCUCGUGCUCUGGCUGCAAUUCAUGUUCCACCAAUGGAAAGAGAUUAGAAAUUUCGGUCAAUACGGAGGCAGAAAAAUGUCCUCCGGAGAAAACAACGCCAAUGGCUGAGCCAGCUGGGGAUGAUUUUCUCAAAAAGCAAGUUUCUAUAGGUCCUCUAUUCCAAGCAGAAAUCCCAGAAUGGACUGGUGUAAUUUCUGAGAGUGACCCGAAAUGGUUAGGCACACAAGUAUGGCCUUUGAAACAUGACUCAAAACCUUCUACUGAAACAGAUCUUAUUGGGAGAGGAAGACAAGAGAAGUGUAGCUGCCAAUUUCAAGGUUCUGUUGAGUGUGUUAGAUUUCAUAUUGCUGAAAAUAGGAUGAAAUUGAAGCUUGCAUUGGGUUCUGUAUUUUACCAUUGGGGAUUUGAUCGUAUGGGUGAGGAAGUUUCCCUUCAAUGGACAACUGAAGAAGAAAAGAAAUUCAAGGAUAUAAUGAGGUCAAAGAUUCCCUCCCAAGGUAGGAGUUUUUGGAACAAUUCAUCCAAAUACUUUCGAAAGAAGACGAGAAGAAACUUGGUGAGCUAUUACUUCAAUGUAUUUCUUAUUCAAUUAAGAAGCUAUCAGAAUCGUGUGACUCCAAAGAGUGUUGAUAGUGAUGAUGAUGAAGUAGAAUUUGGAUCUUUAAGUGAUGGUUUUGGGAUGGAAGCUAUCAAGGGUCCACGUAUUAAUUUCCUGGAGUGUUCAGAGAAUAAGCAGUGCACUGAUUUGGAGUAGACAAAAUGAAAUUUUGAUAAAAAGGUCUGAACCAUUUUGAGGUUGAUGGAAUAUUUUCCUAGGUCAGACUUGUAUAAAAGAACAGCUAUGGAAAUUGUGUAACAUACAGAGGGACAGAUAGAAAAGAACAGCCUGGAGAGUUGCUAAUGUGUUUGAACUUGGAAGCAACUAUGAACAUAUUCUCGAGUCUUGAAAGAUGUACUUGCGGAAGCUGCCAUCAAUUUUGUUGGAGAUGGUUGUGUUUGUUGGUUGAAGUAGCAGUUGCUACUUCUUGGAGGCUCGCUAUUAGUGCUAUAAAACUAGCCGUUUAGUACUAUCAAUUUUUUUUUAGUUAGUUUUUUAUAAAAAUUUACAAAUCUUGACUUUGGAAUGGGAUGAUGUGCCAACAUUUUUUAAAUAUUGCCUUUUUAAUAACAAAUUACGCAAAUAUAGUCGUUUUGAAACUAUUUACACAAGUAUAGCAUCCAAACAGCCCACAUGGGGCGUGAG
Molecule: messenger RNA, 2705 nt
Organism: Gastrolobium bilobum
Lineage: Eukaryota; Viridiplantae; Streptophyta; Magnoliopsida; Fabales; Fabaceae
Product: AT-rich interactive domain-containing protein 2
Exons: 3
Coding region: 411-2216 (601 amino acids)
Molecular function (GO): DNA binding
Source: RefSeq, a predicted model, not a curated record